This is a messenger RNA of Haemonchus placei, 1374 nucleotides long. Lineage: Eukaryota; Metazoa; Nematoda; Chromadorea; Rhabditida; Trichostrongylidae. The record is from the annotation of a GenBank genome assembly.
AUGACGGACGCCGGAGCCUCGACUGCGGCGUUUGCGUUUGCUGCGCUAAUGGGCUGCGGAUCACCGAAUCAGCCUACGUUUUCUAUGGAAUCACUGCUCAAGCCGGAAAUUUCCGACUUUUCCCCCAAGCCUACAGGAAAUACAGAAGAGUCGACUAUAUGCUCUGUAUGUUGUGAUGAAGCCAGUGGACGACAUUAUGGUGUUGUUGCAUGCUUCGGAUGCAAGGGUUUCUUCCGACGAACAGUACGUGCUGGAAAGAACUACAUUUGCCGAUAUGAUCAAAAAUGCCGAAUUGAUAAAGCUGGACGAAACGUUUGUCGUUCGUGCCGAUUUCAAAAAUGUCUCGACGUGGGAAUGGAGCCAGAUGCAAUCAGACCCGAUCGAGAUAAAACAGGUCGGCAAAAGAAUCCCAGAAGAAAUGCCGUCGUGAAAAAACUCUCGGGCGCAUCGAUGUUCGGCGACUUACCGUGUGUGAAUAAGAGGGACGAUUCCGACGAUAAUCCAACAUCGCCAUCAUCACGUGCCGAAUCUGCACCGGCUGUUGACGUCCGACCCAGUCCAUGUGACGAGAUCCUAACGACUUUGAGAGAAAUCGAGCAGAUCUGCUUACAAUUACGUGAUGUAGCUCCAGUGUCACCAAUGGCUCGACCAACCCUCUUGGAUUGUGUUCAUCGACCGUCCUUGAUAACCCCCAGAUCUCAGGUGGUAUUCGAAGCCCUGAAUGGUCCAGCGAGUUUGACGUCAAUUGCGGAGAACGUCCGAAGGAUGACAGUGCUUGUGUUUGAUUAUGCGAACACGUUAAAACCGAUUGCCGACAUACAACCCGAGGAAAAGAUCGCAUUGAUUCGUAACUGUAUCACACCGUUUGCAUUGCUUAUGUUGUGUUUUCACUCAUCAAAGAACGAUUCCGAUGCGAUCGUGCUACCAUCUGGCCAUACAUUACCAUCGGACAUGUCGCUGUUCACAUCUGUUCUCGACGACGACAAACGACACCUUCUGAUGAUCGCCAAAUGCGAUGUACGUCGAGCAUUGGUCGAUCAAGUUAUGCAUCAACUGCGAAAGUUGCACGUCACUGAAACGGAAUUAUUAGCCUUAAAGGCAAUUAUGGCAUUGGAUCCCAAUGUAAAAGGCUUAUCGAUGAAGUCCUCUGGACAUUUACUCGUUGGCCGUGAAUCUGUGCAGAAUGCUCUCUUCUCACAUUUGAUGGUACGAUAUCCUCCAUCAGAGGCGACCGCUCGUUUCGGCCAUCUAUUACUACUGAUUGCGUCGGUUACGAAAGUGGCGUCAACGUUAACCGGCCUGUUACAAUUCAGCAAAGAUAUCUCACUUGGAGUUGAUCCGUUACUAGACGAAUUACUGUUAAAGGAAUUCUGA